Castor canadensis (American beaver) is the source of this 438-nucleotide messenger RNA. RefSeq names its product pancreatic polypeptide (gene Ppy). Lineage: Eukaryota; Metazoa; Chordata; Mammalia; Rodentia; Castoridae. Gene Ontology annotation, biological process: feeding behavior; neuropeptide signaling pathway. Gene Ontology annotation, cellular component: extracellular region. The record is from RefSeq and is a predicted model, not a curated record. Gene Ontology annotation, molecular function: neuropeptide Y receptor binding; neuropeptide hormone activity.
GAGCCACAUUUCUGCCUCCCCAGAGUCCUCAGACCCUGGAUGUCAUGGCUGCUGUGUGUCGCUGCCUCUCCCUGCUGCUCCUGUCCACCUGUGUGGCUCUGUUGCUGCAGCCAAUGCUGGGUGCCUGGGGAGCUCCCCUGGAGCCAGUGUACCCAGGGGACAAUGCUACACCAGAGCAGAUGGCCCAGUAUGCAGCUAACCUCCGCAGAUACAUCAACAUGCUGACCAGGCCUAGGUAUGGGAAAAGAGACAAGGGGGACAUGCUGGAUUUCUUGGAAUGGGACUCCCCCCAUAUGUCUGCCUCCAGGGGGCUCAGCCCAAUGGACUUGUAGGGUCACCUCCUGUCUCCUGUGACUAUGUGGCAGUGCCAACUUAGCUCUCCCCUUGGUUCCCAUGGCUCUGGCCAAAAUGUGCUCCCUGCUCCCAAAUGGACUAAAU